Molecule: messenger RNA, 562 nt
Organism: Galendromus occidentalis (western predatory mite)
Lineage: Eukaryota; Metazoa; Arthropoda; Arachnida; Mesostigmata; Phytoseiidae
Exons: 3
Coding region: 192-524 (110 amino acids)
Source: RefSeq, a predicted model, not a curated record
GAGGGGACUUCUUCACGACGAAUUCGAACGUUUGCAUUGUACGCGAAUUCCGACGUCCCGAGCGUGUGAUUCUCAAAAAGGACGAUCCCUGUUGUCGGGAGACACGCCAGACAUCCUUUCAGUGAAGAACCGAUUCGAUCGCAUGUAGCUCACUCCAAACAGAGAAAUCAAAAUUGUCACGGAAAGCUACGAUGAGCACCAGCAGCAAUGCUUCCAGGAGAAGAGCACAAAAACAUCAGAAUACUUUCGCUUUCAAGACAGGUCUCUACGGCCUCACGCCUCAGCAAAAAGCAGUGCAGAAUCUCUCAAUAGAAGGCGUAUGUACGCGGUGCAAAGACGUCCUCGAAUGGAAGAUAAAAUAUGAUAAAUAUAAACCUUUGACUGUGCCGGCUCGAUGCACGAAAUGUGGCGAGAAAAAUAUUAAGAAAGCCUAUCAUAUGCUGUGCUCAGGAUGCGCCGGUAGCUCAGAUCUUUGUCCCAAGUGUGGGAAGGUUCCUCCGCUGAAACCUGAUGAAUCUGAGUGAUUCAGUUGGUUUCGAGAGUCGAAUUAAAGUGUCGUCCA